Messenger RNA from Bombus terrestris (buff-tailed bumblebee), 6424 nucleotides. Its product is annotated as protein lethal(2)essential for life. Lineage: Eukaryota; Metazoa; Arthropoda; Insecta; Hymenoptera; Apidae. Gene Ontology annotation, molecular function: protein folding chaperone. Gene Ontology annotation, biological process: response to heat; protein refolding. The transcript has 3 exons. Bases 5405 to 5980 code for a protein of 191 amino acids. The record is from RefSeq and is a predicted model, not a curated record.
UUUUUUUGACGUCAGAUUUCACUUUAUUGUUUCUCUCAGCCAAUAAAAGGAUGUGGUAUGGGCCUAAACAGCUAGGCGAUACAGAUACUGUGUUACAUAAUUUGCGGAACGAAGAUACUAAUAUAUCGGAGUGCUUUAUACCUUUCGUUUUUGGAUCGACAAGAAUUUCUCGCGCGUGUGGAUUAUAUGCUCUCUCUUAGACAGAAGUUUUUAUGUUCGUUUCGAUAUACUUCUUGUUACAGUUACACAUAGAGAAAGUCUAGUUUUUAAUUGUACGAUGCCUAUGAGGAAAAUCUAACACUCAUAAAUAUUGUUGCCGUAAUACGUCAAGUAUAUAUAUGUGUGUGUAGAUACAUCGUGUGAUGUCGGUAUAUAUGUAUAAUAAUAAAUGUUAAUUAAUAGUAAUGGAUCUAAAUGUAAGUUUCAUAUGCUGUAACGUAAGCAGCGGGGAAAAAAUGUAGCGCUUCCGGUGAAAGCCAUUACCGUGGAAGAUAACACUGACAAAUUGAUUACAAACUCGGUUACUAAGUCACAAAAAGUAAUACAAGUGUGAAUCGUUACAAAUUACUAAUUAAUAAUAUUUAUAUUAUAUAAUAGUAAUGUGUAUACCACGCAAAUGACCUCUUAGCACCUAGAAGUAUUUCCUUUCUUUCUCUUCCUCUCUUUCUCUCUCUCUCUCUCUCUCGUUCGCUCGCUCGUUCUCUCUAACACACUAAUAAUCAAAGUCGUUUUAUCCAGUAUCAAAGAGACACGUUAAAACACUAUUAUAGCCUAGUUAAUAAUCUUGGCAAAAAAGGCAGAGUUUGUUUUUUCUUCAGGCAUGAAUCUCUCUGCUUUAUGUGAUGUAACGAAGAUUUGUCAGUUUCCCGUUCAGCUUUGACAUUUCUGAUCGACUUACAAAUGCCUAACACAUAAUAUUCCAGAAAAACACGAAAAUACGUUGAGAAUUAUCGAAAGUUCGAAGAGAUAUUACAUCGAUUAUCGUAAAUAUUUGGUCGAUUACGCGUUACCUAAUCGUUUAUUAAAGAUCGUUAAGCUUACUAUUUAAUAUUAUCGCUAUAAUGCCGCAUAGUAUUAAGUUUAUUUACUUAUAUAUCGAGGCGUUUUUAAUCAACUUAAAGAUUAAAAUUCAUCAAACAUAUAAACCCUGAAUUAUAUUAUUAUAAGUCUAAAUAUUUUUCCUCUUUUUUUUACCCGCUAACAAGCGCUCUCUCGCGUGCAUCUGUUUGUUUAUUUUACGCAAACAUUCUCUAUUUUGUUUGUCUCGUUGAACAAAGAGGCGUAGUUAUUGUUGUACGUAUGUGUGCACCAUUGUUCUUUUCUUAGUUGUGCCGUUAGUUCGCAAAUCAACUGUUGUCAACGAAUUAUUGUUGCUACAUGUAAAUAGUAUGAUGUUAGAAUGUAUAAUCAAUUCUGCAUUGUAACGGAUUAAUCAAGAGAUUACAAGCCUUCCAAGUAUGCGUUACUGGCACUUGUUUGCUAAGUAAGGAAGAAAUUCGCCAAAUAACACGUACCCUAGCAAGUAACAAUACACACUAUCAAUUAUAAUAAAGAGUAUAAUCAAUAAAUAGACCGUCCUCGAUAUUUAAAAACACAAAUCAUUUUUUCUUUUUUUUUUUUUGGUGACAAGAAUCGAGUUUUUAACCUCGAAGCUCAUCGGGUUUUUUUACAUUCUUCUUUUUUUGGAGCCUAUUUCGAGUAACAAUUUUAAUAGCAUAAAGUUGUUCUCAUUUAAAACUCGCAUAUAACAGUGGUCAUAGAAAUCAUCAUCGACGUUAAGGGGGAAUUACAGUGAGGUAUACACACACACACCAGGAGAUUAGUCUCAUGAGUGUCGGAAUUGUCUUGACCUGCGGUGCAAGCUGAUUUCGAGCGAUUGUUCGUACUCGAACGAUUCCCUCGAAAUAUAUUGAAAAAUACACUUGGGUGUUUCCCUAACGCAGAGUUCGACCUCGUAUACUCCGUAUACUUACACGAAACUGAAAAAUAACAAUCUCCCCCGUACUCCCCCAUUACCCGUGAAAUGCAUGCGGUCGAGUGAAGUAUUCUCUCUAAUCGACACGUGCACACGUUCGAUCCGAUUGUUAAAGGCAUGGAACUCCUCACCAACAGGUAUAUACGAUUGGAAUCGCACUCCUAACGACAAGUUUGGAGAACAAGCGAACAGCAAUUUGCAGCAGUAAUCAUGAGAUAUAUAACAUCAAAGGCUGACAUUGAAUAAUCAUCAGGGCGCGACAACAUUGUGCCCUUUCCGUUCAAAUCUAUUCUCACCCCGGAGGGACAUCCAAACUUGGAAAUCUACGCGAUAAAAGAAAGUUUGGAUCGUUAGAGUGGUUUCCUUUAAGGUCUCCUUGAAAUUACGGAGACAAACAGAAGAGUUCCACAUAUGCAGCGUGCCAAAGUUAUUCAAAACAGUGAAUCAGAGGUUAGAUUAUACGCUCUUGGAGAUCCUGCCCCUCCUCGGCAUUUAAAUAUGUUCAUCGGGUGGUAUUUCUGGACGAGAGUCAGUAAACGUCACGUGAACAUCGUGGGAGUAUCCGAAAAUUCGGUCUCGUCUUUCUCCUUCUCUCUUGUCCGCAGGCGUCUGAAACGCACCCCGAGAACGCGCCUAUUUAAGCACCUCGCGCUUCCGCGACUGAAUCAGACAGUCAAUACUCGUAUCUGUGAACCGCGUUGUAUUUCUUCGCUCUAAGUUCUCCUUCUACGUGCGAAAAAAAGGAAAAGGUAUUCAAAGGUGUGUGUUCAUUUGUCAUUUGUUUGUAACCACGUCUCUUACAUUUCUCACGUUCCAAAGAAAGAGAAGUCGUUUGGGUAGUACUUGAUUGUUUUGGAAGCUUAUACUGUUUGCUUCUACUGGUCGUCUGUUCCUUUUUUUUUUUUGUAUUUUUAAAAUUUUUUUUUUUGGUUUUCUUUUUCUUCUUUCAUCAUUAUGAGUGUAAAUCGGUCAGUGUUCUUACUUUCGUUGGACGAAAAGAAAAAAACGCGCAACGACGUUUCACCGUAUGAAAUAGUAACCUAAAAUAGUAAGGAUCCUAAGCUAUUUAAGGACUAAGUACACGUCUAGUAUACGUCCCCUUAACCCUUAAGAAUUGUCGGUAUCAUAUCUAAUCCUAUUAGCGUUAGAAAUCCUAGGAACGCUGGUAUUAUGUCAAUGUUCUUUUUUUGUUCCCUUCCACCUUGAAGGUCAUCGAUCAUCGUCAACGAUAUUAUCCGUUUACGCGCGUUUAAAGAUGGUUAUCAACGCACGGCCUAAUCAUGGGAAAGACUAACACGCUUCUUAACGAAGAAUCGCCUUCUACUAUACGCGCAUAGAAAUGCAUAUAUACGGUACACGUUUCGUGCUCCUCCCUUACUAAACACUAGAGUAGUUUCGUCCAUGAAGAUAUCGAGGAUAAUAGUUUCACUUCGAAACGUAGUAGUUUAGUAGUAGUAGUAGCAUUUGGAAACUUAGCGGUCUAACUUACAUUUUAAGAUACAAUCGUCAAAAAGCAUGAUUUAAUUGUUAAGUACAUUCCUUAUUAAGUUCUGGUUUACGACAUCAUACGACACGCCUUUUUAAUAAAGACGACGCUUUUCCCUUCUUUUCCUUCCUUAUACAUUGUUAACUGUCUCUCCUCCUACAAUAUUCCCUAACAUGUUAUAUAUUUUACCUUUCUUCGCUGUAUGUUAUUAUCUCCUUUUAGUGUUCGAGAUUAGUAUUCUGAUCGUAGGAAUUAGUAAACGUUCUUAAUUGCCGGAAUACAUAGACGGCCGAGGAACAUAAUUAUUGUACGUUCUUCAAUACGAUUUUUCAAUGAAAAUGUUAUUCGGUCUUUAUGCAUCUCUGGUUUGUAUUUACUACAGCCGAGAUUUUAACGUGGGUACAACUGGCCAGAAUAUUUAUACAAUUUCUGCCACUUAUGCUUCGACUACUCCUAAAAACGAGUAGAGUGGUAUCCUCUUGUUCCGUUUCUUUUUUUUUUUUUUCUUUUUUUUUUUUUUUUUUUUGUUGUUGUAUCUAUCUUCUAUAUACCUAGGCUCUUACACGUAACCUAAAGCUAUAGCAUAAGUUACAUUAUGCGUAAUUCGAUGGAAAUGCAAUGUCUUAGUAGACUUUUCUUCUUUAUCGUCCCUAACACGCUGACGUUAUAAACGAUAUAAGUUCUAGAUACUCCUUAAUAAACGAGAUCUCUGCUUCACCGAAGAAACACAUCCGCGUCUUUGAUGUCACAAAACAAAAAUUCGUCACACAAUUCUUUGCCAAUUCUAAAUAGAAAUUAUUUUGAUACUUUCAUUUCGUGGAUGGUUCACGUAAAUUCUGUUACGCUCUAUUCAUAAAUGUUUGCCAAUUUGAUGUCGCGAAUAUUAAUUUCUUAAUGUUAUAUGCGCGGUGCGAUUCUUCACAGAGUAAUCUCCCUUUUUCUAUUUUUAUAGAUGUUCGAUUCUCAAAUUUCCGAUUAGAAAUGUCAAAUUAUCUUGACUGUUGAUUGAAUGUAAGUCCCCGUUUAGAGUAUGCUAAACAUAUGUUUCGGUUAAAUUCGUUUUGAAUUAGAUUUGAGUUAGCUAACGGGUGUAUUGGACUGUGUCAUGUGCGCAUUCAGCGAGAGACAUUAGUGUUCGGCUUACGCUGGCAGCUAUUCGUUUUUCGAUGGAAAAGUUACGAAUUACCGAUUAUCCGCGCGAGAAAGAUUCGCAACGAAUCGCUACGGCUCCUACACUUAUUAGCCUCCUAAAAAUCACCUGCUGUGCGUUCGAGUAAGACCCUAAUUAAUAUAUUCGUCGACGAAAAUGCGCUCGAGGAAACGCGUAAACAAUAAUGGAACAACAUUGUUGUAAUUUGCUGUGUUAAAAAUCGAGACAUUUACUCUACGCUAAUCUGCGGUAAUAGCAAUAGCUCUCGUGAUGCUUAGUGAUUUGUUCACUUUAAGAAAAGAUUCCUAAAUUGGUCAUCCUCGCGUUAAUACUAGAAGACUCGCAAUAAAAGAGAAUCUGUUCCUUUCCUUUGAAUUGUAUCGUGGUUCAGUGAUUCUCGUUCUGGUAUCAGGACUGUUAUUAAUUACAGCCGUUUCUCGAGAUGAAUCUACUUAGAUCGUGUUCCUUAUUAUAACACAAUAACGAUAGGCGUGCGAUUUAACACACGUUUACGCGCUUUCUUUCUUUUAAGCUCAAAGGAAUCUGCCUAGCAUGUUCUUAAUUAAAAACAGCUUACAGCCUAACUCUUAAUCCGUCAAACUUCUGUCUCGCGUUAUAAAGGCUUAAUUGUCUCGUAAUAUUAAUUUAACCACGUGUUAAAACGGAGUAUUCUCCCUUUUUGUUAUUUUCUCCUGUAUAUAUCAUCAUUGCGCGAUCUAUACUACGUCCCGAAAUCGAAAAGCAAGAACCGACCGAUAUUACUGAUUUUCUUCAUUGUUCAUUAUCGUUUCAGAUGUCGGUGGUGCCAUUGAUAUUCCGUGACUGGUGGGACGAUUUAGAUCGACCCAUGUCCAGAUUGAUGGACCAACACUUUGGCAGAGGAUUAAAUCGAGACGAACUUCUAUCACGGUUCUCCGAUCUCAACCUCGACAGACCUCUACGUUCGAUCUUUCGCGAUAGGUACUACCGUCCCUGGAGGAACGUGACGCCUCAGCCCUCGAGUGGAUCGAGCACGAUCCAGAUCGACGACAAGGACAACUUCCAGGUAAUAUUGGACGUUCAACAAUUCUCACCGGAGGAGAUCACGGUGAAGACGGUCGGUAACAACGUUAUUGUCGAAGCCAAACACGAGGAGAGACAAGACGAGCACGGAUUUAUCAGCAGACACUUCGUACGGAGAUACGUCUUGCCUCCAUCUCACGAUGUGAUCAAUAUUACCUCGAGCCUUUCUUCGGAUGGUGUUUUAACUAUCACGGCACCCAAAAAGGGAGAGACACCUAGCGGAACUGAACGAAUCAUUGAAAUCACGAAAACAGGAGAACCGGCGAGUAAACCGGUCAAAAUAGAAACGACUACGGAAGAAAAAUAAUAAUCGCGACCGAAGUAUUUUGACAUAAUCUUUUUUUUUACAUUUACGUAUUAUAUGGAGUUCUUAUAAAAUAAUUCGAUAGAAUUUUAUAUACUAUUAUAAAUCGGAAAAAAUUAUAUAAAAACAUACAUUUAUAUACAUAAACUGUUAAAACCCUUGGGUUAAAUCUGUUAUAAAAUGUUAUAUUUGCUAUAGAAAAUUUUCAUCAAGAAUAAUUCAUCAAAGUGUAGCAUAUAUUUCUUAAAUAAUUGCUAAUAUCAAAUUAGCUUCAACGUUAUUGCUUUUGCUUUAUCUUCUACAUACCUAAUAAAUUCAAUACUCAAUAAUUUAUUUAAAGUCAAAGCGUAAAUUGUCAUAGCAAUAUAUUUCAAUGUAUCUACUGUGAAACAAAAGUAAUAUCGCAGAAGCGAAAGCUUUCAAUAAACCCAAACCACAAAACUACAA